Molecule: messenger RNA, 2345 nt
Organism: Cotesia glomerata
Lineage: Eukaryota; Metazoa; Arthropoda; Insecta; Hymenoptera; Braconidae
Gene: Nulp1
Product: transcription factor 25
Exons: 5
Coding region: 243-2105 (620 amino acids)
Cellular component (GO): RQC complex
Source: RefSeq, a predicted model, not a curated record
CUGUCAAAAUUAUUUUUAGUAAAUUAUACCCACUAAUGGAAAACAAGGAUGCGCUCGUAUACUCACUAAAAAUUUUUUUAAUAUUUUCAGAUAUAUACUCAUCUAAGUGAUCUAAUAUAACCCCAAUACCCUUAUAUACUUGUAUGAUCUUGUGUGUUAUUAAACAGCUGUUAUUUAAGUAAUACGUCACUAGAAACUAUUUAAUUAAUUUUCGGCUAUUUUUUUUUAUAAAAUUUACAAUAAUGUCAAGAAGGUAUUUGAAAAAAAUUAGCAACAGUGUUGAAAUUGCAAUAGAUGAAAAUGAACACUCUAAUAUUCAAGUUUCACCAUCAGCAUCGAUAAGUAAUUCAAAAAAAUUUAAUAUUUUCAAUUUAUUAGAUGAAAAUUCACCUAAUGAUGAAACACCAGAAAAUUAUGAGAGUGAUAAAUCAAACCACAAAGACAAUUGUGAUGAAAAUGUUGACAAUAGUAACAAUAAAUCAAAGAAGAAACGUAAGAAAAAGAAAAACAGGGCCAAUGCGAAAUUAACAACGAAGAGUAAUUCGAGUAAUAAAACAGAAGAUGAGUCUGAUGAAAUUGAGAAAACUCUGCAGGAAGUAAAUAAUCUUCUUGGUGAACCAGAUGAACCUUCUUGCUGCAGUUCAAACCGAAACUCUGCUCUUCCUGAAGGAGUUGAUAAAACUAGGAGCGUACUGCAAGUCGAGUUUAAGUUUCUCAGUGCAGUAAAUGAGCUCAAAAGAAAAUGCGGCGGUGGAAAUAGAAAUGUCCUUGCAGCGGUUGUAGGUGAAAAGAGUAAAAAUAAGAACAAAAAAAGAUAUUUAAGAAAGACAUGGUUGACUUCAUUGACCGAUCGAUUCCCUACGGAGCAAUGUGGAUUAUCUAUGGUCAUUGAUACGACAAUUAAGUCUGAUGGUGACAUUCAGUAUUUUGUUUUUGUUCAUAGCUCUAGUUAUAGGCAAGUCCAAAAUAAGUUCUUUAUUGCUGUUGAAAGUCAAAAUCCUGAUAAUAUUGUGAGCAUUUUGAAUGCACAUCCGUAUCAUAUAGAUACUCUUUUGCAAUUUGCAGAACUUUGCAAGUUAAAUGAAGAUCUACAAACGUCAGCAGAGUUUGUAGAGCGUGCAGUCCAUUGUUUUGAAUGUGCAUUCCAUCCAUAUUUCAAUGUAACAACUGGUAACUGUAGAUUGUCGUAUAAAAACCAAACGAACAGACCAUUCUUUAUUGCGCUGUUUAAACACCUGAUGUUUAUUAGCGGCCGUGCUUGCUACAGAACAAGUUUAGAACUUUGUAAAGUAUUACUAUCUCUUAAUCCAGAAGGCGAUCCUUUGGCAAUUGUUUUAGCAAUUGACUUAUUUGCACUGCGCGCUAAAGAAUACCAAUGGUUUAUUGAUUUUUGUGAGGCUUGGAAAUCAUCCAGAAAUUUAACUCAGUUACCAAAUAUUGCAUACAGUCUUGCGUUAGCUCAUUUUUAUCUAGGACAUGAAGAAACAGCUAAUGAAUUACUUCAAGAUGCUCUUUUUAUGUUUCCUGGAGUUUUAAAUGAUUUACUCGAGAAGUGCAGUGUUCAAACUGACUCUAGACUUCUGGGGCAUGAUCAUUUCAAUUGUGUGGCUAAAGCAACUACAAGUGUUGCUUUGGAAAAGCUUCAAACUUUAUAUGUAGUUCGUUCUUGCCAUCUUUGGAAAGAUUCUAAUAUUUUGGGUUGGCUUGAAAAUGCUGCCCAUGCUGUUAUGGAUAAAAUUGAUUCUGGUGAUGAGUAUGCAGCUUACUGUAAAGAAAAAAGAAGUCAACGAUAUCAGGGUCAGCUUCCUAAAAAUAUUCGCCGUCAUAUCAUUUUAUCUGAUCUGAAACAAGUCACAAUUACACAUCCUGGGAUACAUCAAGAUGACCCUAUCUUUUCUUAUGAUCCCUUGCCGCCAGUAGAUUCGAAUAAUAUUUAUGUGAGACAAGAGGCCUCAACUCAGAGACCUUCUAAUGUAGGAUCCUCAAACAUUUUAUCACUUUUUCUCUCUUCACUUUUUCCAAACAAUGAUCCAAACUUGCGUGCUCAGUUUAACCAGCUUAACUUACGAAAUGAAGAAAGAGAAGCUCCAGGUGAAUUUGAUUAAUAUGAUAAAUAUGACCAUCAAUACGAAAUAUAAAUCUUAUUAUAAUCAUGAUAAAUAGCUACAAUAUGUUUUAAUUAAUAAUUGUAACUUAAAAAAAAUAAUAAGCUUUCGCAACAGGAUAGGAUAAUUAUACAUGUUUAUAGAUUUAAUCUUUGAGUUCAAUAUUAAGUUAUAUUGUUAUCGUUUCGUUGAUUUACAAUCAUUGCUAAUGAAAAUAAAGAAUAUUUUCAAAAAAUGUAA